Messenger RNA from Zootoca vivipara (common lizard), 2856 nucleotides. RefSeq names its product septin 10 (gene SEPTIN10). Lineage: Eukaryota; Metazoa; Chordata; Lepidosauria; Squamata; Lacertidae. The record is from RefSeq and is a predicted model, not a curated record. Gene Ontology annotation, molecular function: GTP binding.
GCCCUCUCCCGACUUGCUAUUGGUGGGCUUUUCAGCAUCUCCUCUCGUCUCGGAACGUGAUUGGCAAAGCGUUUCCCCCUCCGCUCCGCUCGCGAGGCGGCUCCUCACCGCCGGCUGCAUUCCAGCUGUUGGGAUUGGGAGUUGCAGCUCCUCCUCCAUUCUUCUCUCUCUCUCUGGCGCGCGGUGACCCCUCCCCUCAUGCCAUGGCUUCCUCCGACCUGGCCCGGCAGAUGCGCUAUCAAUCUGAUAUCGGAAUGAGAGCACACUCCAAUCAACCAGUAAAUAAUCAAGAUGCAAGGAGGCAGGGUUGCCGACCCUUAUCCUUGUCUGGUCAUGUUGGUUUCGAUAGUUUGCCAGAUCAGUUGGUUAAUAAAUCUACCCAUCAGGGGUUCUGCUUCAACAUUCUCUGUAUUGGUGAGACAGGAAUUGGGAAAUCAACUUUGACUGAUAGUUUGUUUAAUACCAGUUUUGAUGACCGUGUGUCAACACACUUUCAGCCAAAUGUAAGACUUAAAGCUGAGACAUACGAACUCCAAGAAAGCAAUGUUCGACUGAAGCUGACCAUUGUCAAUACUGUUGGAUUUGGUGACCAGAUAAAUAAGGAAGAUAGCUACCAGCCAAUAGUGGAUUACAUAGAUGCACAGUUUGAGUCUUACCUCCAGGAAGAGCUGAAAAUUAAACGCUCCUUAUAUAAUUACCACGACACUCGCAUCCACGUGUGCCUCUACUUUAUUUCACCCACAGGGCAUUCCCUCAAAAGUCUUGAUUUAUUAACCAUGAAAAAUCUUGAUAGCAAGGUGAACAUUAUUCCACUUAUAGCCAAAGCAGAUACAAUUUCUAAAUCUGAACUGCAGAAAUUUAAGAUCAAAAUUAUGAGUGAGCUGGUCAGUAAUGGAGUCCAGAUAUACCAGUUUCCAACAGAUGAUGAGAGCAUUGCCAAAAUUAAUGCCAGCAUGAAUGGACACCUGCCAUUUGCUGUAGUGGGGAGUACGGAAGAAGUCAAGAUCGGAAACAAAAUAGUAAAAGCUCGCCAGUAUCCUUGGGGCAUAGUGCAAGUGGAAAAUGAGAACCACUGUGAUUUUGUGAAACUUCGGGAAAUGCUGAUUUGUACAAAUAUGGAAGACUUGAGAGAGCAGACUCAUGUGCGCCACUACGAACUGUACCGGCGGUGCAAAUUGGAAGAGAUGGGCUUCCGAGACACCGAUCAAGAAAACAAACCUGUCAGUCUACAGGAGACUUACGAAGCCAAGCGGCAUGAAUUCCUUGGUGAAUUGCAGCAGAAAGAAGAGGAGAUGAGGCAGAUGUUCGUUCAGAGGGUCAAGGAGAAAGAAGCACUGCUGAAGGAAGCUGAGCGAGAACUACAAGUGAAGUUUGAACAUUUAAAACGGCUUCAUCAAGAAGAGAGGAUGAAAGUGGAGGAGAAAAGAAAGCUCCUGGAGGAUGAAAUGAGUGCAUUCGGUAAAAGAAAAGCUGCUUCAGACAUACUCCAAGGGAGGGCCCUGCCCCCCACACCCACAGUUGGUUUAAAAAAAGACAAGGAUCGGAAAAACUCUGGCUUUAUGUGAAACUGAAGAUACAAGAAGAAAUUCUUCACAGUUCUCUAUGAUGAAAUGUCGAUCACCCUCCCCCUUUUUUAAUGAAAGCGAAGUUGAAAACUGAUCAUUGCUUAAUCAAUGAAAAAGUAUAUUAAAAUGUAUAAUCAGUUUUGCAUAAUGUACUGUAGGGUUGCUGUUGCAUUAAUAUAUUUAAAAGGAUGUUUCUUUUAAGCAGCCACUGAUAUGCACUUAAACUAUAUACCCGUGGUCAAGUUGCACACACCAAAGAUUACUGUGCCAUAAAACAGUUUUCAUUUGAGUUAUGAGCACUGUAGUACAGAAGUGAAUAUAUAUUGCAUAUGUUUUAAAGAACUGGUGCCUUUUAUCCUGUUUUAGCUAUACACAAUUGAACACAUUUAUUCAGCUGAAUAAAAUAUGUAAACCUGUUUAAAUAACCACUUCCUUUCCUCAAAACGGACUUACAAAUGUCCUUUCUAGGUUUGUGAUAAUGAUAAGCUUUUGAAUUAUUCAUGAAGUAUUUGUGCAAGCAUUAAGCUUCAUUUCCAAAUAUAUUUUGAGAACCAGUUUGGUUUUUAAACAUACCUGCCACUUGAACAGGCUUUGCUGUUCUUCAGCUUAUGUUACAUGCCGCCAAUCAUGUGGAAACUAGAAAUUUACCAAAACAAACAAAACCAGGUUUGGUUCAUGAGAACCCUGACAAAUUGAGUUUGUAAGAUGAUAGAUCAAGUGCCUUAAAGAGAGAUCUUCCGUCUGUUUAACACUUUGCCAACUAAAUUUGCACAGCUGGCUGCAAAAUCCUUCUUUUAACUCUGCAGUCCUGUGCAUGAUCAACCAGAAGCAGGUUCUCUUGUGUUCAGCAUGGGCAACGGGGCGGCUGACUCCAAGUAAGUGCAUAGAGGAGGGAUGGGGGACCUGUGACCUCCAGGUAUUGUUGGACUCCAACUCCUGCUACCCUCAGAUAGCAUGGCCAAGUGGUCAGGGAUGAUUGACAUUGUAGUCCAGCAACAUCUGGAGGGCCACAGGUUGCUCAUCAUUUGUGUUUACAAUUGCAGCCUAACUCGAGGCUUAGGAAGUUCUGAGUAACCAUGUAGAAUAUUGUACUCUAAAUGUAAUCUUAACUUAAUUUUAAAGUUAUUGUACAACUUAUGGCAGCCAAUAGUCGUUAACCUUUGUAUGGUUCCUUUUUUACUAAUAAGCAAAAGCAGCUGUAUCUGCAAUCCUCGUAGAUUUCUGCAGGACUUAAAAAACAUGUAUAUAUAAAUGCAUAACUUGGAAAAUAAACACACAAUGUUAUCCAUAA